Messenger RNA from Metopolophium dirhodum (rose-grain aphid), 819 nucleotides. Its product is annotated as MD-2-related lipid-recognition protein-like. The transcript has 3 exons. The coding region runs from base 101 to 577 and encodes 158 amino acids. The record is from RefSeq and is a predicted model, not a curated record. NCBI's taxonomy places the organism in Eukaryota, Metazoa, Arthropoda, Insecta, Hemiptera, Aphididae.
GCGGGUUAUCGCAGUACGAUAAAUUGUACCAAACCACAUGCACUGACAUCAAAGUUUUCUCGUGUCAGUCUUUAGUGUACGUUACUGAUUCCGUGACACAAUGGCGAUUUUCGUGUUAACUGUAGUUGGAUUAACGCUUGCUGCAAGUGCAGUGAACGCCGAACAAAUUAAAAACUUUCGCAUGUGCAGCCGGAAUACUAAUUGUGAUGUAUAUGAUGUGUUUAUUGAUCCAUGUCCCGAAGCUUUAGACAACCAAGCAUGCGAAUUGCCACAAACCGUGAACGCGUCCAUCGCAUUCAAAUAUAUACCUAAAUUUGGUUCGAAGAAACCAAAGACAAGACUAUACGCUGAAACCCUUUUGCUGGACUUGCCGUUUAUGGACAUGGACACGAACGCAUGCUUAUACACAAAUUGUCCCAUGGUGAAGGACACCGAACAGAAUUGGCUGUACAAUUUAUUCGUAUCAAAAAACUAUCCUAAGGCUAGUUACACAGUCAAAUUCAAGUUCUGGGACAACGAACCUAAUGCCCACAGUGACGACCAAUGCUGCUUUAAAUUCGACAUCAAGAUCGUUUAACGGAAAUGGAAAAUACUCGCAACUACCUAUACCUAAAUAUAUAUUUAUUGGCACCCAUACCAACAUAUUAUAUAAUAUUUUAACCAGCAUUAUUCAUUAUAUAAUUUAAUAAUAUAUAUAACAUCAAAGUCAAUGCAGUACCUAUCUACACAUGACUACGCAUAUACAUAAUUAUUUAUUAUUAUAAUUUUGACUACCUAUAUAUUAUUAAAAAUUAAAAUAUAAGUUACUAAAUAUUAUAA